Fusarium vanettenii 77-13-4 is the source of this 2173-nucleotide messenger RNA. RefSeq lists its product as uncharacterized. Gene Ontology annotation, biological process: signal transduction; protein phosphorylation. The transcript is spliced from 7 exons. Gene Ontology annotation, molecular function: protein serine/threonine kinase activity; protein serine/threonine/tyrosine kinase activity; ATP binding. Gene Ontology annotation, cellular component: cytoplasm. NCBI's taxonomy places the organism in Eukaryota, Fungi, Ascomycota, Sordariomycetes, Hypocreales, Nectriaceae. The record is from RefSeq and is a predicted model, not a curated record. Bases 989 to 2173 code for a protein of 394 amino acids.
CUUCACUCACUGUCUCUGGUUUGUCUCCCGGACUUCCAGACUCCGCCCGGCCUAGGUUUCCGUUCCAGGGCGCUAUCACAUCGCAUCGCAUCGCGUCCGUCGCCCCGUCUCCCGCCUCCGUACCUGGCCUGUCUGUCUGCCGCACCCUCCCGUGCCUCGACGCCGACAUCUGCAAAACCACCAUCCUCCAACGGACUCGAUACAUCUGGAAAACGAGAGCCUCACCGUGCCCAAGUUUCCCCAUCCUGCCAACCAGCCAGCUAGCCACCUACGGAAUUAGACACGUUCUGUUGUGCCCCUGCUGCCCGCUGCACACCACAGCCGCCGCCGCCGACAGCACCCGUACUGUACCGCCGCACCGCACCGUACGCACAGGAACACAUCCCCAGCAGCAACCACCCUGCCUUGCGUCAAGCCGUCCUGAUUACCUACGUCUCUACGUUCCUCGUCAACAGAGAAACCCCCUUGUCGUUUCUCCCGUCAGCCUGGGACCCGAAUCUUUUCACGAUCGUUCGUGCUAGCCGCCGUGACUAGACCGGAGACCACCACCGCGACUACCACCACCAACACCACACCUACCAUCGUCAUCAUUGCUUGCAUCGCCUGUAUCCGUUCCAGACAGCCGACAAGCCCCCUCGUCAGCUAGAGACCCCGUCGGUUGGUUUGCUUGACGUUGCAGAAAUAAUCCACGAGUCGCUCGUCCGCGCCCGUGCCGAUACCUCGACCGAGACAUUACUCGCCCAUCGCCUUUCAGCUGUCCUCCACCGGCAGCCACUGUCUUGUCUGCGAGUCUAGCUUCGCACUUGACUAGAGACCUUUGCUCCCAGCGUCAAUUCAACCAAGCUCUGGUGCUGGAUCGUCGUUUUCCCCCGCUACGGCCUCUGUUCGGAAUCUUUGCAUCAAUUCUCCUCAUUUAUUGAGAUCUACAGGCGCUGUUGCCUUUGCUUCGCUCACCCACGCGCCUUGAUUUGGACAAACGACGCCGAAAAUGUCGGCUCAUCGGCCAAACGCCUUCAAUAGCCUGCGGAUGGGAGAGGUUAUCCGUGAAAAGGUUCAAGAUGGAGUGACCGGCGAGACCCGAGACCUGCAGUAUACCCAGUGCAAAAUUGUCGGAAAUGGUUCCUUCGGCGUGGUUUUCCAGACCAAGCUGUCUCCAUCGGGAGAGGAUGCUGCCAUCAAGCGUGUUCUUCAGGAUAAGAGGUUCAAGAACCGUGAGCUCCAGAUUAUGCGCAUUGUCCGUCACCCCAACAUCGUCCAGCUCAAGGCCUUCUACUACUCCAACGGUGAACGUAAAGACGAGGUCUACCUCAACCUGGUUCAAGAGUUCGUGCCCGAGACCGUCUACCGAGCCUCUCGAUUUUUCAACAAGAUGAAGACCACCAUGCCUAUCCUCGAGGUGAAGCUGUACAUUUACCAGCUGUUCAGAGCUCUGGCGUACAUCCACUCCCAGGGUAUCUGCCACCGAGACAUCAAGCCCCAGAACCUUCUCCUAGACCCCAACAGCGGAAUCCUCAAGCUCUGCGAUUUUGGAAGUGCAAAGAUCCUAGUUGAGAACGAGCCAAAUGUUUCAUACAUCUGCUCCCGAUAUUACCGCGCGCCCGAACUGAUCUUCGGUGCAACUAACUAUACCACAAAGAUUGAUGUGUGGUCGACAGGCUGCGUCAUGGCCGAGCUUAUGCUUGGUCAGCCUCUUUUCCCCGGCGAGUCGGGCAUCGACCAGCUUGUUGAAAUUAUCAAGGUCCUGGGCACACCUACCCGAGAACAGAUUCGGACCAUGAACCCCAACUACAUGGAGCACAAGUUCCCCCAAAUCAAGCCUCACCCGUUCAACAAGGUCUUCCGAAAGGCGGACGCCAAUGCUAUCGACCUCAUCGCCCGCCUGCUGGAGUACACGCCAACUGAGCGACAAUCGGCAAUCGACGCCAUGGUUCACCCCUUCUUCGAUGAGCUGCGAGAUCCCAACACCAAGCUGCCCGACUCACGACACGGUACUGGUCAGCUCCGCGAGCUCCCCGCCCUCUUCGACUUCACCCGCCACGAACUCUCCAUCGCCCCUAGCCUGAACCACAAGCUGGUCCCCUCACACAUCCAAUCCGUGUUGGCAUCUCAAGGUCUCGACAUCGACAACUUCACGCCGUUGACGAAGCAAGAGAUGAUGGCCAAGCUCGACUGA